AUGGCUUCUACUAUGGCCGCAAAUGCAACCAGCGUACACAACGCACGAUCAAACCGGGCUUCCAACAUGAGUUCAUCCGGGAUGAACGAUCGCAACCGCGGAUCUCAGAGCAACAGUGUCGGUAAGGGUUUCGGGGCUAGUAAGGCUAGCUGGAAGAACAACAUCUGGGGCGAUUCCAACCUGGGAGGAUUCGGAGAUGAUCAACAUCUCAGUGAGACUGCAUUCGAAGGGAAGUCAGGAUCGGGUUCCCUCCUUUCUACAUCAGAGUCGGAUGGCUGGUCAGGACGUGCCAACCUACCCUGGAGCACUGUCAACGCGAACACCUCCUUCCAAAACAGAGGGCUUGCCACAUCCCCUACUCAGACCCGUGCCAAUGACCGCAGUGCUCCUGCUAUCAACGAAGCUAGUGAUAGCUCUUACUUUGCCCUACCCCGCACCACCGGCAUCAACACCGCUGCUGGUACCGCUAGCCACCGCCCCUACCUCAAUUCUGGAUCGGAAGGCGUGUCCCCAUCCGGAGAUGGCAUCUCCUUCGGUAGUUUUGCUGGCCGACGACAGAUGAACACGACUGGUCUCGGUGGCAGCCCUGUAGGAGCGACUUUCCCUGUGAAGACUGGCUUCGCGAACCCACUCGAUGGUGCGAGUGGGGAUGUCAUAGGUGCCUCAAUGGGCAUGGCAUCAUUGGGAUCCGGAAUUGGCGAGCAUGUGUCUCCGCCCCAGGGUCGCAGCGCACUGUCUCACGCCUCUCACAACUCCGCUUCGUUCGCCACCCAACGUCCCGCCCACUCCGCUCAUCCAUCCUUCUACUCCGACAAUCACAGCAUCGAUGGCCGCUACACCGAUCUGAACGCCGGCUUCAACAAGCUGCAGCUCAACGAAGCCAACUUCGCAUCCCAAGGCGCCCAGCGACCCUCGUUUAUUCCUCAUGCAUCCUUCGAUGGUACCUUCCCACGCGGGAAGUAUCAGAAUAAUGAAGCCGCUUACCAGGCACUUGGAUACACCGCAGAGGCUGCACAGGAGCUGCAACUUGCUUACCAGGCACGAUCCAGAGCUGCGAAUACCGGAUCUAUCUCACCCUCGGACUAUGCUCGCAUGGACAGCCCAAUCUACACCGGAGUUGAUGGGGCGUCUGGGCAGUUCCGCAAUGCAGGUGCAAAUGAAAGCCAAGCGGCAGCAUUUGAACGCCGGCUUCGAAACUUCCAAGAGCAGGAGCUCGCUCAAGGUUCCGGGCGGAUGCAGUACCCUCCUUCCUACGAUUUCCAAGCUUACCAGGCUUCUCGUUUGAAUGCCCUUUCCGGAUUCUACCCAGUUAGUCAUCUUAGUGGUCUUGGUGCCGCUGCUCUGGUGUCGCGGACUCAGCGCGAGCACGACCCUACCCAGGUCGUCCGCAGCCCACUCCUAGAAGAGUUCAGGGCCAACAGCAAGGGAAACAAGCGCUACGAAUUGAAGGACAUCUACAACCAUGUGGUUGAGUUCAGUGGUGACCAGCAUGGCUCUCGCUUCAUCCAACAAAAGCUUGAGACCGCGAAUAGCGAUGAGAAGGAACAGGUGUUCCGCGAAAUCCAGCCCAACUGUCUUCAGUUGAUGACAGAUGUCUUUGGUAACUACGUUGUUCAGAAGUUGUUCGAGCACGGUAACCAAACCCAGAAGAAGAUCCUGGCCAAUCAGAUGCGUGGCCAUGUUCUCGCCCUGUCGACCCAGAUGUACGGAUGCCGAGUGGUCCAGAAAGCCCUGGAGCACAUCCUGACCGACCAGCAAGCUGCGAUGGUCAAGGAACUUGAGAACCAUGUCCUCAAGUGUGUUCGUGACCAGAAUGGCAACCACGUAAUCCAGAAAGCCAUUGAGCGUGUUCCUUCGCAAUAUGUCCAGUUCAUUAUCAAUGCCUUCCGCGGCCAGGUCAACAGACUUGCCGCUCAUCCUUAUGGUUGCCGUGUGAUUCAGAGAAUGCUCGAGCACUGCGAGGAGGUCGACCGGCAGUCUAUUUUGGCCGAGCUUCACGCUUGCACUUCCAAUCUGAUCCCUGAUCAGUUUGGCAACUAUGUCAUCCAGCACGUUAUUGAGAACGGCGAUGAGAAGGACCGCACUCGCAUGAUCGACAUUGUUAUGGGACAGCUCCUUGCCUACUCCAAGCACAAGUUUGCUAGCAACGUUGUUGAGAAGAGCAUUGAGUUUGGUGCGGAGCAUGAGCGUAUCCACAUCAUCAGCACCCUAACCUCUACCAACGACCGCGGCGAGAGCCCCCUUCUUGGUCUCAUGCGUGACCAGUAUGGCAACUAUGUCAUUCAGAAAGUCCUGGGACAACUGAAAGAUGCUGAGCGUGAAGCCCUCAUCGACCAGAUCAAGCCCCUUCUCAGCCAGCUGAAGAAGUUCAGCUAUGGCAAGCAGAUUGUCGCCAUCGAGAAGCUCAUUUUUGACCCCAACUCUCCUGCGACUGGCCCUCUGUCCAACACCACCUCGACCACCCCCCUCACUCCCACAAAUCUUCACCUCAACCCGUCAAGCGCUCAAUCCCUACCGAGCAGCCCCGGGCCCCUUUCGUGGACCACCGUCGAUACCACCCUCGAGUCGAAGAGCCUUGCCAAGAGCACAGUGACCUCGGUUUCGAGUCCCGAGACAGGCAACACCGGUGUUACCGUCCCGGUCGAUGUCACUAGUGCUCACUAA
Penicillium vulpinum is the source of this 2664-nucleotide messenger RNA. RefSeq names its product mRNA-binding protein PUF3. The coding region runs from base 1 to 2664 and encodes 887 amino acids. The record is from RefSeq and is a predicted model, not a curated record. The transcript has 5 exons. Gene Ontology annotation, biological process: nuclear-transcribed mRNA catabolic process, deadenylation-dependent decay. Gene Ontology annotation, cellular component: cytoplasm. Gene Ontology annotation, molecular function: mRNA 3'-UTR binding. NCBI's taxonomy places the organism in Eukaryota, Fungi, Ascomycota, Eurotiomycetes, Eurotiales, Aspergillaceae.